AACUGAAGGUCCGUAGUUCGAUCCUGCGUGAGGGCACCUUUUUACCGUUUUUCCUAGUUUUGUUAUUCCUUUGGGCUUCUUUAGGCUCAGAUAAUAAAUAAACGGCCCAAAAUAGCUUGCUGUCCUCCGUUUCACGUAUUCAAAGACAAACACCUUGCCGUUUUUAUAACUUCUCAACAUAUUCGCUAUCUUUCAGUCGCCUUCUUCUUCCUGCUUUCUCUCGAAACCCUUACCUAAAACCCUAAUCCGCCACUACCAAACAAGUUCGUCUCUUAGCCUCUCUCUCUCUCUCUGAAUCACUCACGACGAAUCACGAUGUUGCGCAGAAACGUAAGGUUAAGAAAAGAGUAUCUCUACAGGAAAAACUUGGAAGGUGACGAGCGUUUGGUCUAUGAGAAGAAGCGGAAGAUAAGAGAAGCCCUUCAAGAAGGAAGGCCGAUUCCUACUGAGCUCCGUAACGAGGAGGCCAGGCUUCGACAAGAAAUUGAUCUUGAAGACCAAAACACAGCUGUUCCGCGGAGUCAUAUCGACGAUGAAUAUGCAAAUGCUACGGAAGCAGAUCCUAAGAUUUUGUUGACAACGUCUAGGAAUCCAAGUGCUCCCCUCAUCCGAUUCACAAAGGAAUUGAAGUUUGUGUUUCCUAACUCUCAGAGAAUAAAUCGUGGUGGUCAGGUCAUUUCUGAGAUCAUUGAAACUGCCCGUUCGCAUGAUUUUACUGAUGUUAUAUUGGUUCAUGAGCACCGUGGUGUGCCUGAUGGUCUCAUUAUCUCUCAUCUCCCAUUUGGACCAACUGCAUACUUUGGAUUACUUAAUGUGGUAACAAGACAUGAUAUCUCAGACAAGAAAGCCAUUGGAAAAAUGCCUGAGCAAUAUCCUCAUCUCAUUUUUAACAACUUUACUACUCAGAUGGGUCAAAGAGUUGCAAACAUCUUAAAACAUAUCUUCCCUGCUCCAAAACUGGAUGCAAGACGUAUAGUUACUUUUGCUAAUCAAUCUGAUUAUAUUUCAUUCAGGAAUCAUGUCUAUGAUAAAGGAGAGGGAGGUCCGAAAUCGAUUGAGCUUAAAGAAAUUGGUCCUCGAUUUGAGUUGCGGCUCUACCAGGUGAAAUUAGGAACCGUGGAACAAAAUGAAGCAGAGAUCGAGUGGGUUAUUAGACCGUACAUGAACACCGCUAAAAAGCGCCAGUUCAUCGGUGAAUGAUGACUAAACGAAACUGUCAUCUAGAUUUUUUUUUACCUAUCAAUUUGUUGGAAGAUUUUUGUGUCGUUAGAGAAAAUUGCGAUUUUGGUUAUUCGAUGACUGGAAAAUUAGCAUCGAUUUUGUUGUAACGUUUCGCUUCUAAAACAAAACCUUCUUGUCUUAAAAUAGUAUCUUCAACCAUAUACUGUUUGCAUGAGUC
Messenger RNA from Arabidopsis lyrata subsp. lyrata, 1399 nucleotides. Its product is annotated as U3 small nucleolar ribonucleoprotein protein IMP4. Gene Ontology annotation, biological process: rRNA processing. Gene Ontology annotation, molecular function: rRNA primary transcript binding; snoRNA binding. Bases 316 to 1200 code for a protein of 294 amino acids. NCBI's taxonomy places the organism in Eukaryota, Viridiplantae, Streptophyta, Magnoliopsida, Brassicales, Brassicaceae. The record is from RefSeq and is a predicted model, not a curated record. The transcript has 9 exons. Gene Ontology annotation, cellular component: Mpp10 complex; nucleolus; small-subunit processome.